AUGCCGCACCUGAUCGUGCGCGACCUCGACGUGGGCAGCCGCUUCUCAAAGUCACACGACCUCGACUGCGUCACCCUAGAGGGCGACUCCGUCAACCGGAAGGGCGCGCUCUCUGGCGGGUACACCGACCUGCGCCGCUCGCGGCUGCGCGCGCAGCUCGACCGGCUCAGGCUGCGCGAGGCGCUCGCGGCGUCCGAGGCGGAGCUCGCGGCCGUGGUGGGCGAGGGCGAGAGGCUCGACGCCGAGGUGACGCGCGUGCUGUCGGACAGGGCCAAGACCUCUCCUGGACCUCUCCUGGAGCCUUCCUGCAGGUGA
Messenger RNA from Emiliania huxleyi CCMP1516, 315 nucleotides. RefSeq lists its product as hypothetical. The coding region runs from base 1 to 315 and encodes 104 amino acids. Gene Ontology annotation, biological process: mitotic sister chromatid cohesion. Gene Ontology annotation, cellular component: chromosome. The record is from RefSeq and is a predicted model, not a curated record. The transcript has 3 exons. Gene Ontology annotation, molecular function: cohesin loader activity; double-stranded DNA binding; ATP binding. Lineage: Eukaryota; Haptophyta; Isochrysidales; Noelaerhabdaceae.